UAAAUAAAUAAAAAUGAUUGUUAUUAAUGUUGUUGUUGUUGCUACCAAAGUGAACUAGCUAGCAUUAACUGAACAAGUUUCUUUUCUUCCUUUCCUUUUCUUUAAAGGUUGAUUCGUGGUGUUGGCAAGGCGGUACAAAUCCGAGCUGCGCGACUCAACACACCCUCUUCACUCUGACUGUGGGAUGCAAAUGGCAGUUAUCGAGGACCGCUAACUGCACUCGGGCCAGUAACAGGGGACUUCUGCUGUUUUUAACAUGGACUGAUUCAACGAAGGGCGCGUGGACUUGCCAGCCUUGAGCCGUGGGAAUAAGGGAGAAGAGGAUCUAGUGGAUUUAGCUUUCGGAACCCCAAAUCGUUCGUGUGAAAUAAAAUUGUUGACCUCGACAGGAACUCCAGGAUGCCUGAGGUACGGGACCUGUCGGAUGCCCUACCAGAGAUGCCCAUGGAUCCCAUCACUGGUGUUGGUGUUGUUGCCUCAAGAAACCGAGCCCCCACUGGCUAUGAUGUAGUUGCACAGACCACAGAUGGAAUGGAUGCUGAUUUGUGGAAAGAUGGCCUUUUCAAAUCUAAGGUGACACGGUACCUCUGUUUCACAAGGGUCUUCUCCAAGGAAAAUAGUCAUUUAGGAAAUGUGCUGGUAGACAUGAAACUCAUUGACAUUAAAGAUACACUGCCUGUGGGGUUUAUCCCAAUCCAGGAGACUGUGGACACACAGGAGCCCGCAUUCCGAAAGAGGAGAUUGUGUAUCAAGUUCAUCCCAAGGGACUCAACCGAAGCUGCCAUCUGCGACAUUCGCAUCCUAGGACGCUCUAAACAGGCUCCACCACAGUAUACCUUCAUAGGAGAGCUGAACAACAUGGGGAUUUGGUACAGAAUGGGGAAAGUGCCCCGGACCCAGGACUCAUCUCCAGUACAGAGCAACUCCUCCUCCACAGGCAAUACCACCAACAUUCAGACAGUCACCACCAACUCCACUCCAGCACCUGUCAUGCCCAAACACAUAUCAAUGACCCUACCUGCCAGCUUUAGAAAGAGUACCACUAGACCUGACUACGAACACCAAAACUCCAACCUAUAUGCCAUCUCAGCUAUGGAUGGAGUGCCUUUCAUGAUCUCAGAGAAGUUUGCAUGCGCUUCCAGUGACUUACAGCAGGUGGAUUUGAUGGGCAUACGAAUCAAAUCUCUUGCCGAGAUUGAAAAAGAGUACGAGUAUAGCUUCCGCACGGAGCACAGCGCUGCUGCCCGCCUGCCACCCAGUCCCACCAGGACUUCUCUGGGUUCUGAGGCCUAAAAGCACAUGGAACAGAGGAAAGCUGGGAGGAGAAAAGAAUGCUCUGCAUAAAGUAGAGACGGAGUGAUGGAUACUGCCUUUCUUACCGUGAAAAACAGAAUUCCCUCUUUACAUUAUCCCUUCAAUCUCUAACUAAGAAAGAACAAAAAACAAAUCUCCCAACGCUGACAUGUGGUUAGAGGAAAAAAAGAUGUACUUGCUGCUGAUUGAAGUGGAGGAUGAGGAAGAUUCCUUCACUACAGUGAUCUAAUCAAAACCACUAUUGAAUUAAAAGGGAUGCCAAAAGAAGGAAUUGCCUGUGGAUGCUCCUUGGACGUUCAGUGUCUUUGGAGAAGUUUGUUGUGACAAAGUGCCACUCAACUGCGAUGAUGUUAAUUGUUGAAGGGUUGAGCUUGGACACUUCCACGUUCUCGCUGCGUUACAGAAGUCGGUCGAACAAAAGCAGGUUUAAAUUGCAUGGUGUGGGAGAGUAUUUAAAUGCCUGUUGUUUUUUAUUUUUUUUUUUUUUUUUUUUUUGUCUUUAUUUUCUGUAAUUUUUUUUUUUUUGCUCCACUGUUACUGCAUGACUUCUCAGAUUAUUUGAUCUGCAUUCUGUGUUUGCCACUGAAAACAGAGCCCAGUUCACUGUACUGUAAAAGGACUUUUGAAUUAUUUUGAAAUAUUCUUUGUAGAAAAAAAAGAAAAACAAACAAAAAAGUCCCAUCCUGACUCCACCUUGCAGAAAUAAUACUGUAAAUAGGUUAUAAAUCAGGAAUGAAUUGUAGUUUUGGGAUCUUCUGUUACUGUGUUUCAUCUAUUGUCUUGUGUAGUGGUUUUUUUUUUUCUCUCCAUAUUGUGGGUUUUUAAUGUGACCUUUUUUUUUUAUUGUUUUUGAUUUCUUCUAAGGUUUUGUCUGGUUGGUGUAUUAGAACCACUGAGUUAUCACUAUAAUUUUUAGAUAAGUUAUACAUGCCUUGUAUUGUACUGUCUGGCUUGCUGGGCUACAGUACUGUGCAAAAGUCAGAUCACCCUUCAUUUAUUUAAUUUACAGUCAAAACAGACAUUAUAUACACAUUAUUUUCAGGAGAUUCUGAGGAGAUUAGAUAAAAGUUAAUCCUUUUGCACAAGGAAAGGGAAAAAUCAGUGAAAACAGGAGUCUCAAAAGCUGGAGUUAAAAACAAUUAUUAGAAAGAAAAUGGGAAUCCUAACAACACAUGGUGGACCCCCAAUGGUCAUCACCAUCGGACAAACAAAACGUAAAGCUUUCAUCUUUAAGAGGGAGGAAAAGAUGAACCUCUGCUUUUGCCUUAGAUUUGAAGAAAUCUGCAGGUGUUUCUGUCCAUCCUUCCAAUGUGAGAAGACAACUAAACGCUGUGAGUCUGGAAGGAUGUUACCAACUUCUAAGACGGAAUCCCUGCAGAUUGCGGGUCUCCCAAAGUUAUUAAAGGCAAAAAGUGGACACAUUACAUACUGAAAAAACAAUUGUUUGCUGAAUUGUUCUUAAUGGCCAAUUUGGCUGGAAAUUGAUUAAAUAAAUGGUGGUCUUUGACUUUUGCACAGUUCUGCAUAUGCAGGCCAGACUGCUAGAAAAUGCACAAGUACUGUUACUUGUUUCUAUGUCCAGUUGUUGCUUCUGCAGUUAUGAUGUUACUUUCUAAGCCAUGCUCACACACUUAGGGAACACACUUGAUAUAUUUUGGUCACGUGGUCCCUAAAUGUCUGCUGUUUGUUCUGGGUUUUCAAAAAGUAGUUUUCCAUUCAUCAGAAUCCAAAAAAAAAAAAAAGUAUACAUAGCUGCUAUAAUCCUGUCUGCUCCACAUGUGAGAAGGUUAGAAAUUCAAACAUGUAGUUUUCUUAAUCCUACGUUAAGUAUGUAGGGGUGUCAAUGCACAUAUACGUGUUACUUUGGUGAAAAUAGUUGUGCAUCUGUGUUGUCCUGUUGUUUCCGUCUCUCUUGAAAGUGCCCUGUUCGCUCAAACUCAGGUGAAAGUGUUGAGUUUGGAAACACCAAGUGCUGAAAAGGCUCUCUGUGCUUUUAUCUGGUGGUUAGGCUCUAACUAGCACCUUCACUGUGAGACAUUUUCAAAUAAGAAAUGAUGUAGGGAAGCGAGUUCUGGUUUUAGUUAUUGCAAUUUAAUUACAAUGUUGUAGUUUGAGACCUAGAUCAGGCUAAAGCCAGUAAUUUAAAGGAGAAUUUUUUAAAAGCUGUCACCAUGAGAGGCGUUACAGCUUUAAAUACUGGCUUAAUUUUUCGCGAGGAAUAUGAGUGUGUCUUCCGCUAUUUUGAAAUAUUAACAUCACUAACCAUUUUAUGGUCGUCACUGAAAAAUCAGUGCUGCAAAUGUUUCAGUUGGAUUGGGCAGUUACUUUAGAUUUUGCAUAAUGCUGAAAGAAAUGUUAACCAUUUUUUCCAAAUUUUACAACCAAAUAAUAAGGUGCAAGCGUGGAAAAAUCAUCUGUAAAUACCUUAAAAUCUGUUUCACACACAAAUUUCAAAACCUCUAAUUUUAUUAAAUUUUGUUGCCUAGCUUUUGUGGAUGAGUAGUGUAUCGUUUCUUUGACCCUAGUAACCCUGACAGUAUUAGCCAUCUGCUCAAAAGUUCAUUGAAAAUGAGUUCCACUGUCUAAAAUAUUAAGGGAUACGUGUACACGUAUUUAUUUAUUUUUUUCUCCCAAUUUCAUUUAAUGGUCUUUAUAAGAUCAAACAUUAAAUGAGUGUUAUUAAUCAGAAUGUGUUGGAAUAGUUCAUCUAGCUCUUCUAAAUAAGCUUGUCAAAUCCUACCAAUCCUCUUUUUCCAGUAUUCAUUUUUAAUUGUAUUUUUUUUUUUUUUUUUUGUUUUGUUUUUUUUUUCUGAAAUGUUUCUAAAUUCAAAACAACAAUCCACAAUUAGGGCUGGGUAUCAUUCAGAUUUUUUUUUUUUUUUUUUUUUACAAUACAAAACUAAUUGUUUAUUGAUACCUUAUUUUAAAAGUGGGUGAGGCUGAGAUGUAGGCACUCAAGUUGGUUGUCCGUCAACAUGCUCAGACUUCAGAUAGACUUCUGAAAUUUCAAGCUGACGAUAAGUCAGGACUGAAUAUUUCACUAUUACAUUUACUUUCCUAAACCUGCAUCUUGCCUCUUGUCGUGCCAUGUUCUUAAACCAGUGUCUGGUUUAAUACGGCUUCAGAUAACGAGCCCUUAGUCGAUGCUUGGUGAGGCUUAGUUUUUCUUCAACUAGUAUUCAACUAAAUAUCUAUUAAACUUAAAAUGGAAUGUGUCUGAUUUGACUAAAUCUAACUUUAAACCUAAUCCUAAUCUUCAACACAACCUACGCCUACUCCAAAGCCUAACCUUUACCAUGAUAGUGUUGAAGAGCAUUUGUUACUAAUUGAAUCUGUAUAUCCUCUAUAGGGGACCAUCAAAGUAAAGUGACUGAAAAGCUUUCAGUCUGAUGGACAGAACGAAGCACUACAAGCAGUAAAUGUGGUGUUUAAAGCAAAGAGGCAAAACGACUUGAAACUGUUGACAAGCAUGUGUUUUGGUUAGCAAGUAUGCUGGCUAGCACAAUUGCUAAUGUAGCCGAAGUUUUAUUAGGUUUGCAUAGUUUAACCAGCCGUUUUAAAUUGCUUUGCUUCUUUCCUUUUCACAUGACAUUUACUGCAUGUAGCGCUUCAGGUUUGUCGUUCACACUGAACAUUUUUCUGUAGUGAAAGGCUCGUUAUUUGAAGCAGAUUUGAACCAGACGGGUACAAAAUGGGAAGAAGUUUGCUUUUGCACACCCAAACUAAAUUAAAAUUCUCUACUAAAGACUCGAGGCUCAACUCGGACUCGCAUCAAGUCACUUGCAAGCGUUUCUGCCAUAGCUUAAGUCAGAUAUGAGUGUGAGGCUGGCUGUGGAAUUGGACAUAUGAACUGACCCCAGUGGGUAUCUAUUCAAGAGCUUCUGACAUUAAGAACAACCAAUUAACAAAUGAAUAAGCAUUCACUGGUUCUAAUGAGACUGACUGCUUCAGUAUUGAGUCUUUGAUAGGUCCAUAAAAGAAUUGAAUUGUGAUACCCAGCCCAACCCACACCACAUAAGACUGAAUCCGUUUUCAAAUUUAGGUCUGCCUUGUGAAAGUGGGUGAAUGACAUCAGCAUUAUAGGAUUUGAAAUUGAGAUUCCCAGGGUGUUAGAAAACGAUACAAAAAAGGUAUUAUGGCAACAAAGCUCUGUGUUCAACCUUACAUGCUUAUCAUUUUAUUAAGAUUUUAUUUUAUUACUUUUGUUAAUUAUUUAAUUACUAACUUAAUGUUAGGAUUGUAGCUAGUUAAUCAGUGUUUUAAUGUUUACUCGGACUAGUUUAAUCAGUGAUUCAGUUUUAACCAUAUACAACCAAGUUAGUACACUUCUGAAAUGAACAUGUUACGUUGGAACCAUUACAUUAUGCAUAUUUUUUUCCCCUGUGUUUCAAAUGACUUUGUUUUGCCUCCCUAUAAACCUGCUGUGUUCAUGUCAACUUCGGUGUGCAAUGACUCAAGCAGUUUGGAAUUGAUUGCUCUGUCAUCAGAUGUUUUUUUUUUUUUAUAACAUGUAUAAAUGUGAAUAUUAGUACUG
Molecule: messenger RNA, 5848 nt
Organism: Pygocentrus nattereri (red-bellied piranha)
Lineage: Eukaryota; Metazoa; Chordata; Actinopteri; Characiformes; Serrasalmidae
Gene: mvb12ba
Product: multivesicular body subunit 12Ba
Exons: 10
Coding region: 400-1293 (297 amino acids)
Biological process (GO): viral budding; regulation of epidermal growth factor receptor signaling pathway; virus maturation
Cellular component (GO): ESCRT I complex; late endosome
Source: RefSeq, a predicted model, not a curated record